Molecule: messenger RNA, 240 nt
Organism: Ectocarpus siliculosus
Lineage: Eukaryota; Phaeophyceae; Ectocarpales; Ectocarpaceae
Source: the annotation of a GenBank genome assembly
AUGAUCGAAGCCAGGAUCCCAUUGACCACGGAAGGAUGGACGGAAGACGAGCACAACGGGUUCCUCCACGGUCUCGAGGUGUACGGCUACGGAAACUGGGACGCUAUCGCGGUCUUCGUUCCCUCUCGCAGCUCGCCCCAGAUCGAAGCCUACGCUCAGCAGUACGUUGCACAAGGCGAAUCAGUUCAUUCUCCUCAGGUACGGUUGUUCGAUUCCGUCGGGGAAGGCGUCUCGCUUUGA